AGAAAAAUUCGCCGGACCAGCGCCAUUACAUUACCAUCUUAAUACCUCAUCUCGUUGUCACUUGUCACCACUAGCUUUGCCGCUUUGGUUAUGUCCACGUAAGAGCAGUUUGGGGAAGUAUCAAAGAGGGAGAAUUUUCGAGGUCUAACAAUGGCGGCAGUCGCCAGAGUAGAGGUUACAUUUCGUAGCUGCUAGAUUCUGUUGCCAACUCUCUCACUUCCUUGCUAAGUCACCGGAGUUUUCUGUUCUUUGCCUUCAAUUCUUGUUAUCCCUCACAAAUUUUGUAAUUCGAAAUCAGAUCCGCGAUUUCACCACCGAGAAAUUUUUUCGUGUGCUUCGAACCAUUUUCAUGAGUUCAGAACUGUGACAAUCCCUCGAUUAUAAGAGAUGAGCUUGGCGAUUAGCGCUUCGUUGUGCUGUGGAACUGGGAGGACAUGGGUUAACCCUAGCUGCUCGAACCUUCAUCCCAAUUCCAAACAGCAUCUACCCAGGAAGAAGAAGAAGAAGUUCUCUUGUUUGGCGGCUGUAGCGGCCGGCGUUGCUCGGGUACCCGAGUUUCAGCUUGAGGAAAAGAAGCAUGAUUUGCUGAGAGCCGUCCAAGAGACCCAACGAGGGCUUGUUACCACUGCUGAUCAACGUUCCGUGAUUGAGGAACUUCUUGUUCAAUUGGAAGGACGCAACAAUGGUGCCCCAAUUGACCUGGUGCAGCUAGAUGGAACUUGGCGCCUGCAGUAUACUUCUGCCUCCGAUGUCGUCGUGCUAUUCGAGGCUGCUGCUAGGCUUCCUUUCUUUCAGGUUGGGCAGAUAUACCAGAAAUUUGAGUGUCGGGAUCGGUCUGAUGGUGGUGUCAUCCGCAAUGUUGUUCAGUGGAGUGUUCCUUCAUUGUUAGAGGAACAAGAGGGAGCCACUCUUCUUGUUACAGCCAAAUUCGAUGUUGUUUCUGCACGCAAUGUCUAUCUUCAGUUUGAAGAGAUAAGCAUACAGAACAUUAAUAUAAGCGAACAACUCCAAGCUGCAUUAGCUCCAGCAAUCCUGCCACGUACAUUUCUAAGUUUACAGAUCUUGCAGUUCAUCCGGCAAUUUAAAGCUCAGAUUCCUGUAACAAGCCCCAAUCCAGGGAGGUAUAUCUGCGAUCUGCAGGAGGGCUGUAUUACCUUUCAUACCUGGAUAAGAAUAUGCUCUUGGGGAGAUCUGUCGGGGGAGGUGGAGUUUUCGUGUUUACCAAAGCUCAGCCUCUUCAAUUCUGAAGAGGCAAAUAAGCUCCCUUGGCUGCUGGUUCUACUUACAGUAGAAAGCCUCUUCUGCCAUGGGGUUCUAUAAUGUUUCGAUGAUUCUAAGUGAGCUGAAAGGCACGACAAGAAUUCUUCUUCCGGAAGUAUGCAGAAAGUGUUCUUCUCUGGUAUGUACAGGCUGCAACAGUAUUGUCAUGCAAAAGGUUCAUAACAGAUUUGUCUUGGUCAUGUCAUUCGUUUUGUAUGCCGAACACUUUGUUAUACUUAUUCAAAGGAGUGCAUUGUCAACGGCUUUACGAGUGCGCCAUCCUCGCUAUAAGACCUUCGACUGCCGAUGCUUGUUGCCAGUAAGGAGACUGGGAACUGAGCGAACUGAACUUAAGAGAGGAAAAGGAAAGAGGGAACGAAGAAGACGAAUACAUCCGUGACUGUAAAUCAUCUUCUUCGUUCUUUUUACCUUUCCGUGGGCCAAAAGAAGUUUCCGGGCUAAAUUGCUAAGUAACAGUGUGCUGGGCUUAAAUUAAAAUAGGGACAUAGGCUGAGCCCACUGCCUACAAGCUAAUAUAUUUGGUCCGCAAGCUUUGCUGCUAAACGAGAACAGAGGACUCAACUAAAAUAUCAGUGUAAUUUAAU
This is a messenger RNA of Linum tenue, 1865 nucleotides long. The record is from the annotation of a GenBank genome assembly. Lineage: Eukaryota; Viridiplantae; Streptophyta; Magnoliopsida; Malpighiales; Linaceae.